Messenger RNA from Diorhabda carinulata, 744 nucleotides. RefSeq lists its product as uncharacterized. Gene Ontology annotation, biological process: DNA repair; telomere maintenance. The coding region runs from base 1 to 744 and encodes 247 amino acids. The transcript has a single exon. Gene Ontology annotation, molecular function: DNA helicase activity. The record is from RefSeq and is a predicted model, not a curated record. NCBI's taxonomy places the organism in Eukaryota, Metazoa, Arthropoda, Insecta, Coleoptera, Chrysomelidae.
AUGGCACAUAAGAAAUCACUUGAAGCACUUAACUUCACACUGAAGGAUCUUCAACGAAAUAACAAUAUCUUUGGCGGCUUGAUGAUAUUGUUGGCAGGAGAUUUCAGGCAGACGUUGCCAGUAAUUCCCCGUGGAACGCCUGCAGAUGAAUUGAAUGCUUGCCUGAAGGCAUCACCUUUAUGGAAUAACUUAAAAACAUUAUCGCUAACCACUAAUAUGAGAGUUCAACUUCAAAAUGAUCAAAGUGCUGCACAAUUUUCCAAACAGUUGUUAGCUGUUGGAAAUGGAAAAGUCCCAGUUGAUGCGACAUCUGGAUUAAUUACUCUUACCAACGACUUUUGCCGAUUUGUAGACUCUCAAUUAGCUCUUAUUGAAAAUGUUUUUCCAAACAUUAGUGAGAAUUAUCAGAAUUAUGCUUGGUUAAGUCAACGAGCAAUUCUUGCCGCAAAGAAUAAUGAUGUACACGCACUGAAUUUCACCAUUCAAUCAAAAAUUGCUGGCGAUUUGAUGACAUACAAAUCCGUUGAUUCCACAACAAAUCCCGAUGAUGUAGUAAAUUAUCCGACGGAGUUUUUGAACUCUCUGGAGUUACCAGGAUUUCCACCACAUAACUUGCAACUCAAAGUUGGUACAGUUAUUAUGAUAUUGCGUAAUUUGAAUCCACCGCGACUUUGCAACGGUACUCGACUUUCGGUAAAAAGACUUAUGCCAAUUUUGAUUGAGGCAACCAUUAUUAACGGAUAG